This is a messenger RNA of Drosophila novamexicana, 888 nucleotides long. RefSeq names its product ras-related protein Rab-5A-like. The coding region runs from base 45 to 665 and encodes 206 amino acids. Gene Ontology annotation, molecular function: GTPase activity; GTP binding. Lineage: Eukaryota; Metazoa; Arthropoda; Insecta; Diptera; Drosophilidae. The record is from RefSeq and is a predicted model, not a curated record. The transcript is spliced from 4 exons.
CAGUUGCUAUUGGUUGGUCCGCAAAUGAGCUCCACGAAUGCCAAAUGCUUCACAAAUUGAGCCAUAAAAGGGGCGAUACGGCAGCUGGGCGCAGGGAGACCAUGCCCUGGCUGAUAAAGCGAUACAAGCUAGUCAUCUUGGGCGCUGCGACGGUGGGCAAGUCAUCCCUGGUCUCCCACUAUACCCAGGGCAGCUAUCUGAGUGUUAAGGAGAACACGCUUGUCGCCGCAUUUUCCAGCAUAUAUCUGGACAAGUGCUUGAAAUUUGACACCUGGGAAGUGGCUGGCGAGGAACGCUGGCAUCGUUUGGCGCAUUUGUACUAUAAGGGUGCCCAGGCGGCGCUUGUGGUCUACGAUGUGCAGGAUCGGGCUAGUUUGGUCUGCGCCAAGGACUGGAUCAACGAGGUACGCAUAAAGCUAGCCCCGGAUCUGGUUAUUGCCAUAGCCGCCAAUAAGAUGGAUUUGUGGGACGAUUUGUGCGUGAAUUCUGAUGAAAUGAAAACCUUUGCUCAGAAUAAUGACUAUAUAUUCAUGGAAACAUCGGCCAAAACGGGCCAAAAUGUUAAUGCAAUUUUUGCCGCAAUCGCUGAAAAACUUGAAGCUAGAAAAAAUCCUGAGACGUUAAAAGUAAGUUCAGAUGAAAUUUGCGGAUGUGGAAUACUAUAAGCCGGAAUUCCAAUUUUUAGUAAAUAAGUUGUUCUAUUGUGUAUAUAUAUAAUUUCUUGAUUCCAAGUCCUUGAGUUAACGUUUGGUUAACCUACCUAUCUUGUCACAUCGUUGUUCCAAGAAUUCUUUGUUCUGUAUUUUUCAUAGUUUUUAAAUAUUUGUGAAACAUUUACAUUUUAGUUGACCAAAACUUGGCAUUUACCAAAUAAUUUUUGAUUUUUUU